AUGGCGGCCGCCGCGCUAUGCGACGGCGAUGUCAAGAUGGUCAUCUGGGAUCUGGAUGGCACACUGUGGCGCGGCACGCUCGACGAGGCCGACGCUGACGAUGACCUUGCCGACGGCUCUCUCGCGCCGCUCAUUCGUCUGCUCGCUCAGCGAGGCAUCGUGUCGUCGGUCUGCUCGUUCAACGACGAGGAGCGCGCUUGUGCGGCGCUGCAGCGGCUCGGCGUGUGGGAACUCAUCGUCUUUCCCGCAAUCUCGUUCGACUCGGCCUUCUCCAAGCCCGCCGCCAUCCGCGCCACGCUCUCCGCGGCCGGGCUGUCUCCCGCCAACGCGCUCUUCUGCGACGACGAGCCGCGGCACCGUGCGGCAGCCGCCGCCGCGCUGCCCGGCCUGCUGACGUGCGCUCCUUCGCUCCUCCCGCCAGAGUCGGCCCUGAGACGGUGCGGCAGCGCCGACCCGGGCUGCUCCCGGCUGCAAAAGUACCGCCUGCUCGAGGCGCGGCGGCGGGCAGAGGCGGCGGCCGUGUCGCAGGCCGGGGCGGGUGACGCCGCUGCGCAGCGAUUCCUCGACAGCUGCGAGGUGGUUGACCUCGACCGGCUCGUGGCGCUGACGCAGCGGACGAACCGGCUCAACUACACGCGGCGGAGGCGAGGCUGCCGCUGGGGGCGGACCACCCUGCACCUUCCCGGAGCCUGCACGGAGCCUUCCGUAGCAUGCCCGCAGGCGGGGCUGGUGUACGUGUCGGACAGGUUCGGAGAGCACGGCCUGGCGGGACUCGUGGCCGUCCGGCGCGGCGCGCUGCGCCACUUUCUUUUUUCGUGCCGCCUGCUCGGGCUCCACGUCGAGGACGCCUGA
This is a messenger RNA of Emiliania huxleyi CCMP1516, 852 nucleotides long. RefSeq lists its product as hypothetical. Bases 1 to 852 code for a protein of 283 amino acids. The transcript is spliced from 3 exons. The record is from RefSeq and is a predicted model, not a curated record. NCBI's taxonomy places the organism in Eukaryota, Haptophyta, Isochrysidales, Noelaerhabdaceae.